AUGGCAAGGUCUGGAUCCAACUCCGGCAAUUCCCAUGGUUCACGUGGUAACCGCGCCCCGCCCCGUGCCGGCACUCCUGGUUCACGUGGUAACCGCGCCCCGCCCCGUGCCGGCACUCCUAACGGGACGGCGAGUCGCCAAACCAUGCCUGCCGGCACUCCUAACGGGACGGCGAGUCGCCAAACCAUGCCUGUGAGCACUCCUAACGGGACGGCGAGUCGCCAAACCAUGCCUGUGAGGUCGACCGGCGACCUCAGGGGUCGCCAAACCAUGCCUGUGAGGUCGACCGGCGACCUCAGGGACGUAAUCAACAGUCACCGUCAGGGCGGACCGGCUCCACCUCCUCCACCCAACAGUCACCGUCAGGGCGGACCGGCUCCACCUCCUCCACCCCCAGCCCCGGGCUUUCAGGAGGGGAUGGUCGCGCUUCGGCAAGCCACAACGGUGUUGACACAGAUCUUGGAUGGACUUCAGGGGAGCUUGGCGGCCGCACCACCCGGUCCGUCACGACGGGUGGGAGCUCCGAGCACCCGCCAUCCUCCAACCCCCGAACCUCGCAUGGAUGCGGAGGUCAACUCCCCACGACCUUCGGCAAGAAGGGGAGGGGACGAGGCCCCUAGAGGACGACCCACGCAACGUGAGACGGGUGGAGCCCGGCCGGUUCGAGCUACCAAGUCCGCGCUCGGGCGGUUGGGCACGCGGGUCCCGGUUCGUGAACGCCUCGACUUUGGGCCUCACCACGAGGUGCCCGCCGAGGGAUCGGCGUUGCGUCGAGCCCCGAGCGCUGAGCCCCGCGCCGCGUCCCGGCAUGAGCAGGCCUCGCGGAUAGAGCAAUCUGGUGAAACUCGAGGCCGACCCUCGGGAUCGCCUCACAACGAAAUGGAACAGUUGCGCAGACGAUUGGACGAGCUCCAAAGGAGAUUGGAGAUAGGGGAAGGAGCACCGGUGCCGCAGGAGGCACUAACCUCACCCUUCACGGAGGACAUCAUGGCCCAGCCCCUGCCACAAGAUUUGCGCUGGCCGACCAUAAAACUUUAUUCAGGGUCGUCCGAUCCUCGGGCUCACAUCAACAGGUACCGGGCGGCCAUUCUGAUGAUGGACGCCAGCGACGCCGUUAUGUGCCGAGGCUUCUUCGCGACCCUGGACGGCCAGGCUCAGGAUUGGUUCACGACCCUACCCGAGGGGUCUAUUUCAUCCUUUGCCGACCUCUCGGGGCGAUUUCUGUCACACUUUGCAAGCAAUAUCCCAAAGAAGAAACAAUUCGCGACCAUGUGCAAGUUGGAACAAGGGAGCACAGAGAGCCUGACCGACUACCUAGCUAAGUGGAAGAAGGAGGCGAGGUCAGUUGACAACUUCGACGAGAACGCGGCCGUGCCAAUCUUCACUAGCAACGUCAGGUCAGGACCUUUUCAUCGUGACCUCGUCCAGAAUCCGCCAAAGACUUAUGCGGCAUUUCUGGAUCGAGCAACGAGGUUCGCGGAGGCGGAGGAGGCCGAGCGGAAGAAGAAGGAAGAGGAGAGGGGGCGUCGAGACAAGGCCCCCCAGGAGGACCGCCGUGCUCCGAGGCCCCCGCGCCAAGGCCCACGGUUGGCCCCACUGCGUUGCCUCACGCCCCUGACACACCCGCUGGCCGCCAUCCUAGAGCAUGCCGAGGUCAUGGGUAUCGUGUCGUACCCGGCUGAGUGUUUGAAGAUCUCGCCCAACGCCGACCCCAACAAAUACUGUCGGUUCCACAGGCAGAUAGGGCACGACACGGAGGAAUGCAUGGUCCUCAUCGAGGAACUCAUUCGAAAGGGCUACCUUGGCCAAUACGUAAAACGACCCAGCCAGGGCAAAGCUCAAGGCCCAGGCAACGUUUGGAAAAAGAAGGGUGGUUCCGGGCCACCCGCUCCCGGGUCCCGCAAAAGGGAACUCGACCAACCCACGGAGGAAGAGGAGAAGGAAUCGGAUGACUCCCACCCCCCCCAGAAGAAGCAAAUCCAUGUCAUAUUUGGGGGGCCGGAAGGGGGAGACACGCAAUCGGAGAGGAAGAAAUGGGCUCGAAGCCUUUACGUAGGGGAAGUCGUCCGUCAGCCACACGAAAAGAAGCCAAGGAGGGAUCCCAUUGUGUUCACGGACGAUGACCUCCCGGAGGGCCCCCUACCACACCGCGACGCAGUGGUAAUCAGGCUCGACAUUAACAACAUUAUCGUGCACCGAGUGCUGGUGGACACGGGGAGUUCGGUGAAUGUCAUGUACCAUGACACAUUCGCCAAGCUGGGCUUGUCGAGGAAGCAGUUGAUGCCGGUGCGGACCCCGUUGGCGGGGUUCACGGGGGAUUCCAUCGAGGCAGAAGGCUCCAUCAACCUGGAAGUGGAAAUAGGCGACCUACCACACGUCAAAAGGUGGGAGGUUGAGUUCGUGAUUGUGAGACUCGGGGGCGCGCACAACAUCAUCCUUGGCCGCCCAGCCUUAGAGGACCUCCGGUGUGUCAUAUCUAUGGAGCACCUGUGCCUGAAGUUCCCCACCCCCACCGGGGUCGGGACAGCGAGAGGAGAUCAGAAGGUCAGCCGGAGCUGUUACUUGAAAGCGUGUCGCCAAAUCGGCAGUAGGGACCUCCAGGUCCACACCAUCGCCGAGAAGGCACUACAAGGCGAGGAAAAUCGGCCCCGUGCCGAACCCAUAGUAGAGACGGAGGAUGUAGUGUUAGACCUCGGACGGCCUGAAAGGGUCGUGAAAGUCGGAACGGGACUGCCGGCCGAGCUACGGGGCCGGAUCAUAGAAGUCAUCCGGCGCUUCAAGGACGUGUUCGCCUGGGGCCCGGAGGACAUGCCGGGACUCAGUAGGGAAGUGAUCACACACAAGCUGGCGGUCGACCCAACGAUUAAGCCGAUACAACAAAAGAAAAGGUACCUCUCGGCGGAGAGACGGGAAUUUGUGAAAAAGGAGGUUAACACCCUCUUGGAGAUCGGGCACGUCAGGGAGGUCUUAUACCCUGGGUGGCUUGCGAAUGUGGUCCUCGCACCCAAACCGCCGACGUGGAGGAUGUGCGUGGACUACACGGACCUCAACAAGGCAUGCCCAAUGGACCCGUUCCCGCUCCCGAACAUCGACCAGCUGGUGGACGAGAUAGCAGGCUGCGCGCUCAUGAGUUUUCUCGACGCAUUUCGCGGCUAUCACCAGAUUUUUAUGCACGAGGAGGACGAGGAAAAAACGGCUUUCACCACGCCUGAAGGUGUUUUUUGCUAUAGGGUGAUGGCCUUCGGGCUCAAGAACUCCGGGGCCACAUACACGAGAAUGGUCGCCAAAGUCUUUAAAAAGGUGCUCAGCCGGAACCUACAAGCCUACGUCGACUACAUGAUAGUUAAGAGCUCGGACACCGACCUCCACACGGAGGACUUAACAGAGGUAUUUUCAAUUAUGCGCCAGUUCGAUUUACGCCUAAACCCCAAAAAGUGCACCUUCGGGGUACAUGGGGGGAAGUUCUUGGGGUACAUGGUCUCCAAGAGGGGCAUAGAGCCCAACCCCGACAAGGUGAAGGCCAUACUAGAGAUGGAGCCCCCGAGGUCCCUCCGCGAGGUCCAGCGCCUCAAUGGUCGCUUGGCCGCCCUCGGACGCUUCCUUUCGAGGUCGGCCGAGAAAUCCUUACCUUUCUUCGGGGUUCUCAAGAAGAGUAGCGGUUUUGAGUGGUCGGCCGAGUGUCAGAAGGCCUUCGAGGACCUCAAGGCCUACUUGAUGUCCUUGCCUCCCCUGGCCAAGCCGGAGAAAGGGGAACUCUUAUAUUUGUACUUGGGUAUCUCGCAAGCCGCGAUCAGUUCCGUGCUGGUCCGGGAUGAUGCGGGAGUACAAAGACCCGUGUAUUACGUGAGCAGGGCCCUACGGGGGGCAGAGCUCCGAUACUCUCCAACAGAGAAGGCCAUAUUCGCUGUCGACGCCACAGCAAAAAAGUUAAACCAUUAUUUUCAGGCUCACCCAGUACACGUACUCACGAACCUACCGCUGGAGGCGGUGCUAAGGCGCGCAGGGUCGGCAUCCAUUUCAAGCCUAGAUCAACCAUCAAGGGGCAGGCCCUCGCAGACUUCAUAG
Messenger RNA from Ipomoea triloba (trilobed morning glory), 4065 nucleotides. RefSeq lists its product as uncharacterized. The transcript has a single exon. NCBI's taxonomy places the organism in Eukaryota, Viridiplantae, Streptophyta, Magnoliopsida, Solanales, Convolvulaceae. The record is from RefSeq and is a predicted model, not a curated record. Bases 1 to 4065 code for a protein of 1354 amino acids.